Messenger RNA from Nothoprocta perdicaria, 898 nucleotides. RefSeq names its product ribonuclease P/MRP subunit p14 (gene RPP14). The coding region runs from base 4 to 387 and encodes 127 amino acids. Gene Ontology annotation, cellular component: ribonuclease P complex. The record is from RefSeq and is a predicted model, not a curated record. Gene Ontology annotation, biological process: tRNA 5'-leader removal. The transcript has 5 exons. NCBI's taxonomy places the organism in Eukaryota, Metazoa, Chordata, Aves, Tinamiformes, Tinamidae.
CGCAUGGCCCGCGCGGAGCCGCCGCCGGCCGCCUUCGAGCGGCGGGUGCUGCGCAGCGCCGCCGAGCACCACUACCUGCGCGUCCGCCUGGAGCUGCCCGACGGCGCGGCCCGGCCCAGCGCCGCGCUCUUCAAGCAGCUCGUGGUGACGGCGCUGCGGGAGCUGCACGGCGAGGUUGGAGCAGCUUUGCCUGUUGAUGUCUUAACGUAUGAGGAAAAGACUAUGUCUGCAAUAUUAAGGGUUAUUAGCAGUGGCUUUGUCAAGCUGUGGAGCGCCCUCACGCUGCUGGGCUUCUACCAGAACAGAAGAUGUGCCUUUCGAGUGCUGCAGACAUCUCCAUUUCUUCUUGCAUUAUCUGGGAACAGUAGAGAACUAGUGUUGGACUGAUUAUGCCGUUGCUGGUUUGGCUUUAAGAAGCAGAACUUGUUUGAGAUGUUGCAGCUCUUCAGGUGUGGAAUUUCUGGAGGGAAUUUCCAGCAAAGAGCCUUGACAAAGCGCAUCAUUAUCACCUCACUCCUUGGAUGUCCUUUACUUCGACACUUACAUAUAAAAGUUGGAGACAAAGCUGAACUUACCAAAGCUUUUACACAGAAUGAUGUUGUUACUUUUUCUGAUUUAACAGGUGACACAAAUCCUUUACAUUUAAAUGAAGAUUUUGCAAAGAAGUCUAGAUUUGGGAGAACUAUUGUACAUGGAGUUCUGAUCAAUGGACUUAUUUCUGCAGUUCUGGGUACUAAAAUGCCAGGUCACGGUUGUAUAUUUCUUUCUCAGGAGAUCAGAUUUCCAUCUCCUUUAUAUGUUGGUGAAGAAGUCUUAGCUGCAGCAGAAGUUAAACGACUGAAGAAAUCUGUUGCACACAUUGCUGUAUCGUGUACGGUCAGAGCAAGUGGAAAGACUG